Molecule: messenger RNA, 1571 nt
Organism: Cryptomeria japonica (Japanese cedar)
Lineage: Eukaryota; Viridiplantae; Streptophyta; Pinopsida; Cupressales; Cupressaceae
Exons: 4
Coding region: 664-1203 (179 amino acids)
Biological process (GO): dolichol-linked oligosaccharide biosynthetic process
Cellular component (GO): UDP-N-acetylglucosamine transferase complex; extrinsic component of endoplasmic reticulum membrane
Molecular function (GO): hexosyltransferase activity
Source: RefSeq, a predicted model, not a curated record
AGCUUCAAUGUGCAUUUCCUCUCUUUGUUUCUACUUGCAAAUGGAAAAAAAAUAUUUUUGAAGUGCUAAAGGUUCUUUUAGUGUUUUAGGUUUGAGUUUUCUUUCUUUGCUUUUUCCCUAUUUUUUGCUGCAAUCAGAUGAGUGAGUUUUUGUUGACGGGACUUCGCAUGUCCAGCGAAUUUGAUUAAAUUCACCUUGAACUGGGUUGAGGUUUUUGGGAAUUGCCUAGGUCUGCUACUUUUGCCUUGGGACUUGUUGAUUCUGGUGAAUUUCUGGAGAGACCUGUAAUUCUGACCUCAAUUGAUGUGUUCUCAAAAUUUCUUGGCUUCAAAAUCAUUUGUUAAGAAGAUGAGAAGUUGGGGGCAUGCAAUGGGUGUACUUUGCAGCUCAACAUUAAUAAAAAUGGGGCACCAUACUCCAUCUAGUCAGGCUGCACCCUUUUAUAACUAAAAAAUAGAUGGUACAUCACGAACGGAUGGCUCAUUGUCAGUUUUCUUGGCCAAAAGGUCAUAUCUAUCAUUAAAGUGGAUUAGUUUGGCUUCAAGUGAGAAGGCUAUAUGCUAGGCACAAUUUCUGCUAAAUGGACACUAUUGUGAAAAAAUAGGUACUCUCUGUUGUUUAAAGAUUAUCUGUUGACACUGAAAAGAGCUUUAAUUGCCUUAAAUGAGGACAGGAAUGGAUUCAGACAGAGAAAGGGAGAGAACUGUGUUUGUGACAGUCGGCACUACUUCUUUCGAUUCCCUUGUCAAGGCAGUUGAUUCUACCCAAUGCAAAGAAGCCUUAGUGAGUAAGGGGUAUACCAAUCUGCUCAUCCAAUUAGGCCGUGGCACAUAUUUCCCAACAAAGUCUUCAGGCGAAGAUGGAGGUCUAAAAGUUGAAUACUUCACAUUUUCACUGAACAUUGCAGGUUUUCUGCAAUCUGCAGCCUUGGUAAUCAGUCAUGCAGGGUCAGGUAGCAUAUUUGAAACUCUACUUGUGAAUCGGCCCCUUAUUGUCGUAGUGAAUGAAGCAUUGAUGGACAAUCAUCAGAGUGAAUUAGCAGAGGAACUUGCAGAGAGAAAGUUCUUAUAUUGUGCUUGUCCUGAAACGCUAGCGAAAACCAUAGAAUGCAUGGAUCUAGAAUCACUUCUCCCUUAUCCACCAUCAAAUCCUAUGCCAGUAGUUCAAUCACUAAACCAAUUUCUGGGGUUUCUUGAUGAUUGAUAACCAAUGCAAGCAUUAUUUUACAUGUCCAUGAUAGAACACUUUAAUACCUACUUCCUUAGAACUAGUUUUCCUGUUCUAUGCUUGGGGUUCUCAAAUUUAAUGCCCUAUCUAAUUUAGAGGCAGAAUGUAUCUGAAUGUGCACUUUACCUCUUCAAUUUUUGGAAUGACAUGCCCGUAAUAUAAAUUGCAUAUGAUGAGGAAGCAGCCUAACAUCUGUAUUUUGUUUUAAGGGAGAGAAGGUGAAGGAAAUUGGAUAUUUGCUAAAUGUGUGGCAUUUGAUUUAAUUUCAAUGUGGACCAGAAGGUUAGGAACUUCCCUAGAAGUAAUUUGAUAAUUGAGAAAAAGGUAAGUCAUAUUGUAUCCUA